AUGGGAACAGCCUCAUCCCUCGGCGAGGGCACGUUCGGCCCCAAAACGAUCAAGGCUACUGGCAUCGCUUUGAUUGUGUUGACCUCGCUUGUUGCGGCCGCACGUUUUGUUGGCUCAAUCCGAGGACUUAAGGAUAUCCGAGCGGAAGAUUGUCUUCUGCUGGUGGCCUACGUCUUUUUUUUGGAACUCAGCAUCCUGUACAUUUACGUUGCGCCCAUCAUCUUCCGCCUGGACUCGCUCAAAAAUGGACUGAUCCCGAUGUAUGCGACCGUGGCGCAAGACACAUUACAAUUGCAAACCGUCUUUUUCGUCACCACUUCAUCGCUGUGGAUAUGCCUCUGGAUGGUCAAGUUCUCGCUUUUGUCGAUGUACAAACGCCUGGUGGUUGGCAAGGCCUACAUUGCCGCGUGGUGGGGGAUUACGAUCGCUUGCGCUGCUUUCCUCGUUGGCUGCAUUCUUUCCUCAUGGUUCUCCUGCUCGAGCUUCCAUGCGUGGUUUACUGCGGGCGCAUGCAAUACACCCCGGGAUAUCCGUGCAGCCGUGAUCAGCUUAUAUUUCGCAUAUGCAGUUGACAUCCUCACGGACCUGGCAAUCAUGGCGCUCCCAAUUCGACUUAUCUGGCACUUGAAAAUGCAAAUGAAGCAGAAGCUUAGUAUCGGAGGUCUCUUCUGCUUCGGAUGGAUCUGCAUCAUCAUUGCCACAAUUCGAGUCGUUCAGUUAGGUAGUGCGUCCAACGAAGCUUCCAAUGGUGAGCCCGCUCCAUCGUGGCUUGCCCUGUGGGGGAUCAUCGAAGCCUCAAUCGCUGUUAUGAUCGGCUGCUGUCCCGGCUUAUAUCGCGUUGUUAAAUCAGUCAUCUCGCCCUCGAAACCUUCCUACGCAUACGGCUCAUAUAAUGCUCGCGGACGUGGAAUGAGUGGGAUACCAUCACACAGAUCUGGAGGUCAUGACAUUGCCAUGACGAAUCUUUCCGGAAAAGACGGUGUUUUUCAAUCAGCCAGCGCCUAUCGAUCUUCAAGCCCCUCAAGCAGCCAGGAACACCUCGCUCGUGGCAACGGUCGGGGCGUAAUCCUCAUCAACCAUGGCAUCGAGGUGACAGUGGAUGACCGGAAUGAGGACUUUGACCAGAUGGACCACCAAAGACGACACGGUCGCUCGCUUUAG
This is a messenger RNA of Penicillium oxalicum, 1161 nucleotides long. RefSeq lists its product as uncharacterized. The transcript has 4 exons. The record is from RefSeq and is a predicted model, not a curated record. Bases 1 to 1161 code for a protein of 386 amino acids. NCBI's taxonomy places the organism in Eukaryota, Fungi, Ascomycota, Eurotiomycetes, Eurotiales, Aspergillaceae.